Messenger RNA from Guyanagaster necrorhizus, 894 nucleotides. RefSeq lists its product as uncharacterized. The transcript is spliced from 5 exons. The record is from RefSeq and is a predicted model, not a curated record. NCBI's taxonomy places the organism in Eukaryota, Fungi, Basidiomycota, Agaricomycetes, Agaricales, Physalacriaceae. Bases 166 to 894 code for a protein of 242 amino acids.
GCAGACAUCAUCAAGAAACUCGGAGAACUCAAAGGCCUUAUAGACGAGGAUAAUACUAUCACUGAUGAUCAAAGAGCAAAAAAUCUCAAGAUCGUUGUCACUUUGUUAACAGAUGUUAGAACCAAAAUCACCGCCGCCACUACUAGUCCAGACAAUCUCCUUCAAAUGUUGAAGAAAACCAUUGUUUUGAUCAAAUCUCCCAGCCGUGCUACUAUCAGUAAAAGCUUUGAAACCAUCUAUCACAACUACAGGAAGGUAUCCAGUGCAGAGCGAGUUCGCCAAGCAAAGUUGAAAGAAGAACAAGACAAGAAGAAGAGAAUGGAAGCCACUGCUGCUACAGCUGCGACACAGGCGUUGAACGAUGGUCCCGUGAAUCCCUAUCUUCAUGUCGACAAUAGCCAGUUCACGCGAGGACCUGGAUUCGAUAUGACCAACUUUCGUCGUGUCGAUGGGCACAACCUUUCCGGAAUGCGCUACCCUGUUGACGUCAAUGGGCCCAAAUACCUUCAUCUCUUGAGACCUCCCAAAAAAGCCCACCGCGUCCGUAACGAAGUACCUGCCAAUGUCUCCGGACUUGAAAUGUAUAUAUCUCGCCUCGAGUGCCUAGCUGGACCCUCACUCUCAGCGUCGCCUAUUCGACUCCUCAGCCAUCGUCUGUGGAAGUCCGGGAGAUCAACUAGCGACCGAUUAUUCGACAGGGAGGCUGGCGACACCACUGACCAAGCAUCUGAGACAAUUGAUGACGGCAAGGGAAAGGGAAAGGAAAAGUCUCACAAACGCAGCGACAGUACUUUCGCCUUUGGGCAUCACCGUCCGACUCCUAGAAUGAAUUAUAAUAACUCUCAGUCGAGCUUGAGAACCAUAAAUGCCUCUAACAUUGCCCCUGGCAACUGA